AUGGAGGCUGUCAUAGCGGCGGCGCUCGGUGUGUGCGGGGGCGCUGCCGAGGUCCAGAGUGAGACGGGCCACUUCCACUUCAUCAGAGGCCUUCCUGGAAGCAGCCAGGGAAGCAACUCGGGAAGCAGCCAGGGAAGCAACUCGGGAAGCAACCUGGGAAGCAACUCGGGAAGCUACUCGGAAAGCAGCCAGGGAAACAACACAGGAAGCAACUCGGGAAGCAGGCAGGGAAUCGACUCGGGAAGCAACUCGGAAAGCAGCCAGGGAAACAACUCGGAAAGCAGCCGGGGAAGAAGCAACUCUGAAAGCAGCCAGGGAAGCAACUCGGGAAGCAACUCGGGAUGCAACCCGGUAAGCAACUCGGAAAGCAGCCAGGGAAGCAACUCGGAAAGCAACUCAGGAAGCAACUCGGAAAGCAGCCAGGGAAGCAACUCGGGAAGCAGCCAGAGAAUCAACUCGGGAAGCAACUCGGGAUGCAACCCAGUAAGCAACUCGGGAAGCAACCCGGGAAGCAACUUGGGAAGCAGCCAGGGAAUCAACUCGGGAUGCAACCCGGUAAGCAACUCGGAAAGCAGCCAGGGAAGCAACUCGGAAAGCAGCCAGGGAAGCAACUCGGAAAGCAACUCAGGAAGCAACUCGGAAAGCAGCCAGGGAAGCAACUCGGGAAGCAGCCAGAGAAUCAACUCGGGAAGCAACUCGGGAUGCAACCCAGUAAGCAACUCGGGAAGCAACCCGGGAAGCAACUUGGGAAGCAGCCAGGGAAUCAACUCAGGAAGCCCCAGCCAGCUGCAUCCUCGCUGCAUCUGGGCGAUGGGCUGCGGGAACGGUAAGGUGCUGCCCGAGGCCCCCGAGAGGGGCUACGUCAGUGUGGUGCGAUCGCUCGUGGCCUUUAGCAGAGGUCGCGGUGACGACGAGCCGAAGAAGCGGAGAAGCUUGUGGUUCUCCACCGGCGUUGACCACCUUCAACCGGCAUCCACCGGCCGACAGCAGGUUCUCAGAGAAGGUCCCCAUCGGGACAAAGUUGCAAAGUAUAAAGACAAGUUUGAUGCACGUGUGACGGCGAGGUACGACAUCAGGGCCCUGAUCGGUCGGGGGAGCUUCAGCCGCGUCGUGCGCGCCGAGCACAGGGCGACUCGCCAGCCCUUCGCCAUUAAGAUGAUGGAGGUGGAGGCCCCGGAGGGCCGCGAGGUGUGCGCCGCGGAGCUGGCGGUGCUGCGGCGGGUGAGCCACCCUCACGUCAUUCGGCUGGUCGAGGUGCUCCAGUUCCCGCGGCGCGUCUACGUGGUGCUGGAACUGGCCACGGGCGGCGAGCUGUUGGACCGCGUGGUCAGCAGGGGACACUUCACAGAGAGGGACGCCACCCAGGCCCUGCGGAUGGCGCUGGCCGGGGUGGGACACCUGCACCACCUGGGCAUCACCCACAGAGACCUGAAGCCAGAGAACCUGCUGUACUACCACCCCGGGGCCGACUCCAGGCUGCUCGUCACCGACUUCGGACUGGCCACUUUCGGCGGCGCCGGGUCGGAGGUCGUCGGAGGAGGAGACGGCGGCGGAGCGGACGGGAGUUGGUCCCUCAGAACCACCUGCGGAACGCCCGAGUACAUGGCCCCCGAGAUUCUGCUGAGGACGGCCUAUUCCUGUGCGGUGGACAUGUGGGCGCUGGGCGUGAUCGCCUACGUCGUGCUGAGUGGAUCCAUGCCGUUCGAGGACGACAGUCGCACGCGGCUCUACAGAUCCAUCGUAAGAGGCAAAUACAGCUUCCGUGGAGACCCUUGGCCCUCCGUGUCCCACCUGGCGAGGGACUUUGUCCAGGGCCUGCUGCUGUUGGACCCGGCCGCGCGCCCGACAGCCGAACAAGCCAUCCGUCACCCCUGGGUGGUCACCAUGGCCGCCGGCUCCUCCAUGAGGAACCUCCACCGCUCCAUUUCUCAGAACCUCAGGCAGCGGGCGUCGCGCAGCUCCUCCCGGUGCCCGAGCAGCGCCGCCGGCUCCGGCGGGGGCCACCGGCGGGGGCCCGGGAGGGAUAAAGAACCGGGAGCGGCGGCGAGGCAGAGCAGCCAGAUGCUUCCAGGAGCACCGUCGGCCUCCGACUGAAGCGGCGCCUUCAUGGGGGAGGCUAAUGAGUGGAACCGGAUGAGCCGGAUCAUCGUGGUCCGUGUGCGUGGCUUUCACAGAGCUCAGAAACCGGGAGGCAGGCGACAGGUGUUGGUUCCUCUCUGGGAUUCCGUCGGCUGAUUGGUUCCCCCAAAGGCUGAGGUCCAUCCUCCAUCAGUUUGGUGGUUAGCUUAGAUUAGCUGCACGUUCAGUUUUGAGGUCCAGCCUUGUAUUGAGACGGAGCCAUGCUCCUCCAGACUAACGGAUCCAAGGUCUCAUCUGGAUCCCCACGAGACACUAGAUUGCCUGGUUGGAGGUUCAUACCAAAAACAAGAAAUCGUUGGCGAAAUGGGAUCCUCACACAUUUUAACGCGGAAAGAAGCAACAUCUUUUGUUUUCUCUCCUCCUACAGAGCACCACUCAAAGCUUAACACAGAUAUUCGGCGACAGGCCUCUGUCAUUGGAAAUGAGGCGCUGGGUUUAAGCAGCUCUCCCCUAAACAUUAUGCAAGCUGUCAACAGCGAUCUCAAAAUAACCUUUGGUUUCCUGUGAGAAAUUUUAAAUUGAAAUGGAGUGUUAGUAUGCGACAGGAGUGCACCAAGCCGUGAGUAGGAUGCGAAACAUAAUUACCAACGAGGUUCAGUCAUGUUUAGCAACAUCACACAUCACGUAUUGUGGAGUUGUUCCUGUUUUAUGUUUUAAUCAUUCACGAUUAAUGCUUUCGGUUGCAGAUCCCAGUUGCACACGAGGAUGCACAAUGGAUAAAUGCCGGAGCGAUUGGUACAGAAUGAAAAGCAAGUGAGUGGGGAAAAGAAAUAAACGGGAAAGGAAAAUCAGCACUUUGGGACUAACAUUUAUUCAUUUUUUGCACAAUCAACUUUCUAAUUGGAGUGAUUGUGAGACGUAAAACUCUUUCAUUGCAUUCAUUCAUUCACUAUUCCAAAUGUGUCAGACAAUAUGAAAGAUUUCACUCACGUAGCAUGGCCUUCAUCAGUGAGAGACUUCUAAAUGUUGUUUAAAGACGUAACCUUUAACAGACAGCACAUGUUGUCUAAUUCAAAGGUCCACACCCUUUUUCCCGGAGCUUUCACUCAAAAAAUGAUCUCAAGCUUCAUUGAUUUGCUUUUUUCAUUUUCUGUAACUGUGGAAAACAGCAAAGACCACCAACACCUCUGGGUAAAGUUGUGCUUUCUAUUCUUCGUAAGCAAUUCAACUUGCAAGAUCAUUUUCUCACCUGCUAAUGGACGGUGAUGGACGCUUGAACAACACGCUUGUCUAACCGGAGUCUGACCUCAAAAUCUCGUCUAAUGGUUUUGUUUACAGAGACGCAAACUUUUCUCUUAUUUUCAUUUUGGAACGUCUUGUUUUUCAGGACAAUUACGUUACCAAACCAAAGUUGAUGCACGGCAACAGAAAAUAUCCAGUAACAAGACCUUGUUUUUUGUCGUUUUUUCACCUCACCCUCAUCCUCACGGAUACACCAAGAAUCUAUUUCGCGUAUUAUCGUACGGAUGAUGUCAUUUGGAAGAGUCCCAUGUAUUAUUCCUCCAGCGAGGACCGUUGGAGGGCUGUUAACGCCUUUCAACGGCUGCCCAAACGCAGUGACCUGAGAUCAACGUCCCUCUGGGGAGGAGAUGAGCACGUCAGCAAGCAGAAAGACGGAGGGCACCAAACUGAAGGUUCUUAGCCAGCAGAGAGGAGAUCUCCUUAAAUUGCCCGAGCAAAGGGCGCGGCCUGUUCCUCCUCCGCGGUCUGAUGAGAGCUGCACAUUCUGCUCCAGCAGAGCCACCGUGAGGCGUCGCACGCGGCCUCAUGUGGGAAAAAAAAAUAAUCUCCACCCAA
Gasterosteus aculeatus aculeatus (three-spined stickleback) is the source of this 3936-nucleotide messenger RNA. Lineage: Eukaryota; Metazoa; Chordata; Actinopteri; Perciformes; Gasterosteidae. The record is from RefSeq and is a predicted model, not a curated record.